GUAAUUGGUCUCAUUAGUUGUCUGACCGGAGCCAUCCAACUGUGCAGAUCCCGGAGCGCUGUCAUCCGCUUAGUGCUCUUGCAACACCUGCGCUCCCUCCCUCCCUCCCUGCGGCUGCCUCCGUCACCCUCAUCGUAGCUUCUGCUCUCCUCCCGCGCCCAGGGCAUGCUCCGAGGUCCAGCACCCGGGCUCGGCAGUGGCCAGUCUCUCAACCAGUCUGCAGAGACAUGAGGCACGGCCCGCGAGCCAUCCUGGUGCUGGGGCUGCUGCGCAUUUACCUGGCCCAGGCCAACUUCGCCCCUCACUUCUUUGACAAUGGAGUGGGCAGCACCAACGGAAACAUGGCCCUGUUCAGCCUCUCAGAAGACACUCCUGUAGGCUCUCAUGUGUACACCCUAAAUGGGACUGACCCCGAGGGAGACCCUGUCUCCUACCACAUCAGCUUUGACCCCAGCGCUAGAAGCGUCUUUUCUGUUGAUCCCAAUUCUGGAAACAUCACCCUGGUGGAAGAGCUGGACAGAGAGAAAGAAGAUGAGAUUGAAGCCAUCAUCAGCAUUUCCGAUGGCCUGAACCUGGUGGCAGAGAAAGUCGUGAUACUGGUGACAGAUGCCAAUGAUGAGGCCCCCAGGUUCACCCAGGAGCCUUACAUUGUCCUGGUUCCAGAGAGUACACCUGCUGGGAGCAGCAUCUUUAAGGUCCACGCAGAAGAUAAGGACACAGGCUCUGGAGGGAGUGUCACCUACUUCCUACAGAACCUACACUCCUCCAAGUUCACCAUGGACCGCCACAGUGGUGUGCUACGUCUCCAGGCCGGAGCCUCACUGGACUACGAGAAGUCAAGGGCCCAUUUCAUCACUGUGGUCGCCAAGGAUGGCGGAGGCAGGCUUCGAGGGGCUGAUGUGGUAUUCUCAGCCACCACCACAGUCACCAUCAAUGUGGAAGAUGUUCAGGACACGGCCCCUUUUUUCGUGGGUACACCCUACUACGGUUACGUGUACGAGGACACCCUUCCGGGCUCAGAGGUACUGACGGUGGCUGCCAUAGACGGGGACCGAGGCAAACCCAACCACAUCCUCUACAGGCUCUUGAAUGAGAGUGAUGGAGUCUUUGAAAUUAAUGAGACAUCUGGAGCCAUCUCAGUCCUUCAGAGCCCUUCCCAGCUCCGGAGAGAGGUGUAUGAACUUCACGUACAGGUAACAGAGGUCAACUCUCCAGGAAGCCCGGGUGCCCAGGCCAUGGUCCCAGUCACCAUCAGGAUUGUGGACCUCAACAACCAUCCUCCAACAUUCUAUGGGGAGAGUGGGCCCCAGAACAAGUUCGAACUCUCCAUCUACGAGCACCCACCCCAGGGGGAGAUACUUCGUGGACUCAAGAUCACAGUCAAUGACUCGGACCAGGGAGCCAAUGCCAAAUUCAACUUACGGCUGGUGGGACCUGGAGGCAUCUUCCGAGUGGUACCACAGACCGUUCUGAAUGAAGCCCAAGUCACCAUCAUCGUAGAGAACUCAGCCGCCAUUGACUUUGAAAAGUCUAAGUUGUUAACCUUCAAGCUCCUGGCCGUUGAAGUGAAUACCCCGGAGAAGUUCAGUUCCACAGCAGACAUUGUGAUCCAGCUUCUGGACACCAAUGAUAAUGUCCCCAAGUUCACCUCUCACUACUACAUUGCCAGGAUCCCAGAGAACGCUCCAGGGGGCUCCAAUGUGGUGGCUGUCACAGCCGUGGAUCCAGAUACAGGACCGUGGGGCAAAGUUCAGUACUCCAUCUAUGGGACUGGGUCAGACCUAUUCUUGAUUCACCCAUCAACUGGGCUUAUCUAUACUCAGCCCUGGGCCAGCCUGGAUGCGGAGGGCACUUCGAGGUACAACUUUUAUGUGAAGGCCGAAGACAUGGAUGGGAGGUACAGCCUGGCUGAGGUGUUUGUCACUCUGCUGGAUGUCAAUGACCACUACCCCCAGUUUGUACAGAGCAUCCAGGAGAAGACGAUGGUGCUGGGAACCCCGGUGAAAAUUGAGGCUACAGACCAGGAUGCAGAGGAGCCAAACAACUUAGUAGACUACUCCAUCACCCGUGCAGAGCCAGUCAAUGUGUUCGACAUUGAUGCGCACACGGGAGAGAUCUGGCUCAAGAAUUCCAUCCGUUCCUUGGAGGCCCUACACAACAUCACACCCAGUGGGGACUACUCAUGGUCCCUACAGGUGCAGGCCAAGGACCGUGGCUCCCCUUCUUUCAGCACAACAGCCUUACUCAAGAUCGACAUCACCGACACGGAGACACUGUCCCGAGGCUCCAUGGCUGCCUUCCUGAUACAGACCAAGGACAAUCCCAUGAAGGCUGUGGGUGUGUUGGCUGGUGUCAUGGCCAUUGUCGUGGCCAUAACGGUUCUCGUCUCCACUGCCACCUUCUGGCGCAACAAGAAGUCCAACAAGGUCCUGCCUGUGAGGCGCGUGCUCCGCAGAAGGCCCAGCCCUGCACCCCGCACAGUUCGCAUAGAGUGGCUCAAAUUCAGAAGGGCCAAGGCUGCUAGCAAGUUCAUACUAACAGAGGACCCUCCCAAUGAGGACUGCAAUAACAGCAGGGCAGGAGUCACAGUGCCCCCCAGAGCUCCAGCUCUCCCGCCACCCCCCAAAAUGGCCCAACGGACAGUGCCUACUGUCUCUGGAUCCCUCACCCCACAGCCACCCCAACCAUUACCCAAACCCAAGCCCUCAGGAGGCACCACUCAGUCCUCCCUGGUCUCUGAGCUCAAGCAAAAGUUUGAGAAGAAGAGUCUAGACAACAAGGCUUACUUCUAGAGUGUGUCCCAUGAGUCUUCUCUCUCCCCCCUUAGUACUGACCCUCAAGGUCACCUCUAUUUUGUACAAUGUUGUAACCCCACAUACAAGGUUCUACUAAGGGUUUUGGGCAAAAGAUUCCUCAGAUGGAAUGCAGUUGACAAACACAGACACACUACCCAGAACUUUGGCACAGAUACAAUGCUCUCUGUUCUUCAGAGACUAGACGCUCACAAGGAAUCAAGUCUGUGUGUUUCUACUCACCGAACACAGUCCCCAUAGUCACUGACAUCCUACUGGGACUUUGUCGUCCUUAUCUGAGAAAUAGCACACAGACCUCAGGUGCCAAGACUGGCAAGAACUCAGAUCAUGAAGCCUCAGCUAACAUCUGUGAAUGAAGGUUUGUCCUCACUAAAGCUGAGAGCCAGUGAGCUUUGUGGGCUACAGAAAAGGGACAAAUGCCCAGAAAACUCAUGGUAACUAGAAGGUUUGUGCCCCAAACCAGUGAACAAUAGAAUUGGCAUCUAGAAAAGACUGUGCUCCUGACAUGUAAGUGUAAGGCAAGCUCUUCCAAGAAUAAGAGUAGAUGUGUCCAGCCUGACUUGAAGAGGUGGUGGAUGGAUAUCAGACCUGAGCUCGGUUUUGAUCCAGUUCUCCUCAAAUCACAUGAGCUUAGAGACACUGUUUAAACUCAAUUGUCUUCUUCCUUGUCUGUAAAACAAAGCAAGCAAACCCUAAGCAAACAGAGACUCUGAGGGCUUUGGCCAAGAGCAGAGUAGCAUGAUUACUAAGUAUUUGUCGUAAGCCAGUUCUCUGACUACACUUCAUCCAGAAAGUAUUAGCACCUUCAGCAACUCCACCAAGUGUCCCCCAGGAGGGAUUAUGCUGCGACUGGGGACAGCCGCUGCUCUGGAAAGUCACAGUCUGAUAAUGGCUUUCUCUGAUCUCACACAACUUUCCUUCCAUCUCACCCCUCAUCUUAUGGCACUCACAAAGAAUCAGAGUCGGAAGUAAUAUCCAGUCCAAGUCUGUUUUGGCUGACACAGAGAAAUGAGUCUCCCAGAAUGAUUUCCUCCAUGCACAUAGUGAAUCAGUAGCAGGGACCCGUUCUGAGAGUUCCUGGUCCACACCAUUUUUCUCUAGUUGGGUCAUACAUUGUUAGCAUGUAAAAAUUAUGGCAGGAGAGAAAUCCUGCAAACUGCCAUGGAAGUUCUGUCGUCCUAUGAGGAAACUCUUUAUGGCAAUCUAGAUAAGUACACUCUAUGAAGCCCUCUAGAAUUCCGUGGUUUCUGAUGUGAUCAGAUUGUUUGAACAUGCGGUUUUCUUGAUGCCCCAGUCUGUGUUUUGAGGUGUUACACAGACGUGUUAGUACGCGGAGUCCUUACCUGGAGGUAGGUCUGCUGCCACUGGCCCACACAGUAUUGAGGGAUGGACACUAGCAGUCCCUCUGGACAUUAAGAGUCCAGUCUGGAAGGCACUAUCUCGCCCACAUUUCAGAAGAGUGCUGGGCUGGAUCAUGCUUCCCACCACAGGAAGUUUGACAUCCUAGACUAUGCAUGCAGUCAAACUCUUUCGUAAAUGGUAAAUAAAAUCUACUAUUUAAAGGAUAAA
Messenger RNA from Mesocricetus auratus (golden hamster), 4382 nucleotides. It is a transcript of the gene Cdhr1, whose product is annotated as cadherin related family member 1. The coding region runs from base 228 to 2792 and encodes 854 amino acids. Gene Ontology annotation, molecular function: calcium ion binding; cadherin binding. The transcript is spliced from 17 exons. Gene Ontology annotation, cellular component: adherens junction; plasma membrane; catenin complex. The record is from RefSeq and is a predicted model, not a curated record. Gene Ontology annotation, biological process: calcium-dependent cell-cell adhesion; multicellular organism development; cell morphogenesis. NCBI's taxonomy places the organism in Eukaryota, Metazoa, Chordata, Mammalia, Rodentia, Cricetidae.